AUGAGUGGGCUACCGGCCGCCAGGACUUGCCCGGGCCUGGGAGAGGCCUCCGACCUUAGGUUCCCUCUGGGCGCCAAGUUCAGGGAACCUCUCACCGAGGCUCGGUUCCAGCGACUCUUCGGGGACGCAGAGCAGGCACCGGAGCUACUCGCGGAGCCCCGCUCAUCCCGACUGUGCGGACGGUGGAGGCGGUGGGCCAGCGCUUGCUCCGGACCGGGGGCGUGGCGCCUGCUGCAGGCGCGGCUGCCCCCGCUGCGCUGGCUGCCCCGCUACAGCUGGCGGGCCUGGCUGCUCGGGGAUGCCGUGGCCGGGGUGACCGUGGGCAUCGUGCACGUGCCCCAGGGCAUGGCUUUUGCCCUCCUGACCUCCGUGCCUCCAGUGUUCGGACUCUACACUUCUUUCUUCCCCGUCCUCAUUUACACCUUGCUGGGUACUGGGAGACACCUGUCCACGGGGACUUUCGCGGUACUCAGCCUCAUGACGGGCUCUGCGGUGGAACGGCUGGUGCCCGAACCCCUCGGGGGUAACCUGAGCGGAAUCGAGAGGGAACAGUUGGACGCUCAGCGUGUUGGGGGGGCUGCGGCCUUGGCCUUCGGCAGCGGGGCGCUGAUGCUGGGCAUGUUCGCGCUGCAGCUCGGCGUCCUGUCCACCUUUCUGUCGGAGCCGGUGGUCAAAGCGCUGACCAGCGGGGCCGCGCUGCACGUGCUCGUGUCCCAGCUGCCGAGCCUUUUGGGGUUGCCCCUCCCGCGCCAGAUUGGCUGCUUCUCUCUCUUCAAGACGCUGGCCGCCGUGCUGACCGCGCUGCCCCGGAGUAGCCCGGCCGAACUGACCAUCUCGGCACUCAGCCUGGCGCUGCUCGUGCCGGUCAAAGAAUUGAACGUGAGAUUCCGAGACAAGCUCCCCACCCCGAUCCCAGGGGAAAUCGUCAUGGUGCUUCUGGCCUCUGUGCUCUGCUUCACCUCUUCCCUGGACACAAGAUACAACGUCCAGAUUGUGGGGCUGCUGCCUGGGGGAUUUCCCCAAGCCCAUCUUCCCAACCUGGCUGAGCUGCCCAGGAUCCUGGCUGACUCACUGCCCAUCGCACUGGUUACUUUUGCUGUGUCCGCCUCCCUGGCCUCCAUUUACGCAGACAAGUAUAGCUACACUAUUGACUCCAACCAGGAGCUCUUGGCACACGGCAUCUCCAACCUCAUCUCCUCCCUCUUCUCCUGCUUUCCCAACUCUGCCACAUUGGCCACCACCAGCCUACUAGUGGAUGCCGGUGGGAACACACAGCUGGCUGGUCUCUUCUCCUGCAUAGUCGUCCUGUCAGUACUGCUGUGGCUGGGGCCCUUCUUCUACUAUCUGCCCAAGGCUGUCCUGGCCUGCAUCAACAUCUCCAGCAUGCGCCAGAUGUUCUUCCAGAUGCAGGAACUUCCACAACUGUGGCGCAUCAGCCGCAUGGACUUUCUCCUCAAGGUCCCAGGACUCUGCAUCCUGAGAUACCCAACACCACUCUACUUUGGGACACGUGGGCAGUUCCGCCGCAUCCUGGAGGGGCACCUGGGGCUUGGAGAAGGAGGCAAGGACACUCCAGAGCUAGACGGCCCACCUGAUGCAGUUGCUGAGCCUGUCAGAGUGGUGGUCCUAGACUGCAGUGGUAUUACCUUUGCGGAUGCUGCUGGGGCCAGAGAGGUGGUACAGCUAGCCAGGCGAUGCCGAGAUGCCGGGAUCCACCUUCUCCUGGCUCAGUGUAAUGCCUCAGUGCUGGGGACACUGACCCAGGCAGGACUCUUGGACAGAGUGACCCCAGAGCAGCUGUUUGUGAGCGUCCAGGAUGCAGCUGCUCAUGCCCUGGAGAGACUGGAGCCUCCUGGCCCAAAGACGUGCACAGUGUGGGUCUGACCUGGUCAUUUGGAAUGUGGAGGGCCCCAACAAUAUGUGUGUGAA
Molecule: messenger RNA, 1929 nt
Organism: Hyaena hyaena (striped hyena)
Lineage: Eukaryota; Metazoa; Chordata; Mammalia; Carnivora; Hyaenidae
Product: solute carrier family 26 member 10-like
Exons: 16
Coding region: 1-1884 (627 amino acids)
Biological process (GO): transmembrane transport
Cellular component (GO): membrane
Molecular function (GO): bicarbonate transmembrane transporter activity; sulfate transmembrane transporter activity; chloride transmembrane transporter activity
Source: RefSeq, a predicted model, not a curated record